UAGAAAGACUAUGUUGACGUAUAGCGAUAAAUAACAACAGAAACACGUAAUUGCACUAUUUUAUGUGGACCAGAGUUUUUCUGGAAGAUUAGUUCUAUAUUUAUUUUUAAGAAUUUUGCAAAACACUUGGACUAAAAUCUUAUAACUAUUUUCUGAUGGCGUCGGCAAACGAUUCAAAGUGGCAGAAGGAUGCGGCAGAUCAAAACUUCGACUACAUGUUCAAAUUAUUAAUAAUUGGAAACAGUUCUGUGGGAAAGACAUCUUUUUUGUUCCGAUAUGCUGAUGAUUCAUUCACGUCAGCAUUUGUUAGUACUGUUGGAAUUGACUUUAAAGUGAAAACAGUUUUCAGACAAGAUAAACGAGUCAAAUUACAAAUAUGGGAUACCGCUGGUCAGGAGAGAUACCGAACGAUCACGACAGCGUACUACCGAGGGGCCAUGGGAUUUUUACUCAUGUAUGACGUCACCAACGAGGAAUCAUUCAACGCGGUUCAAGACUGGUGCACACAGAUAAAGACAUACUCAUGGGACAAUGCCCAGGUGGUUCUGGUGGGGAACAAAUGUGACCUUGAGGAUGAGAGGGUCGUCUCCACGGAGAGGGGCAAACAGCUGGCAGACCAACUAGGCCUGGAGUUCUUUGAGACAUCAGCGAAGGAGAACAUCAAUGUGAAAGCUGUGUUUGAGCGCCUUGUGGACAUCAUCUGUGACAAGAUGUCCGAGAGUCUCGACACUGACCCAACCCUCGUGAGCAGCCAGGCCAAGGGGACACGACUCACAGAAAACCCCAACCCACAGUCCUCCAACUGCCAGUGUUAAUCGGAGUUGUCCUCCUUUGUACAACUGUAUUAAAUUGAUUUGAUUAGUAUAUCUAGUUUUGCACUGGUUUUAUUUAGAAAAUGCAUUUAUGAGAAACGUUGAAGAAUGUUGUAUGGAUAUUACAUGUUAGUAUUAAAAGGAUAAUAGCAGUGCAAAAGUAGAAUACUUUUUCAAAAACACAUGAUAAAUUUAGACUGUGUCAAAAUCUCCCUCAUUCAAGCACGCCUAUAGGAAUGACAGAGUAUAUAAAGACUGAUGGUUUGAUGAUAGUAUUUUAGAAAAAACACAUUUGAUGUAUUUGACAAAUAUAGCAGUAGGGAUUCUGAAAUUGCAUAAUGGUUCUCUUGAUGAAAAAUGGUGUUGUUCACAGUCAUGACAUAUAUGCAAAAGAAUGUUUUUGUUAAAACUUUGAUUGGUUUAGCUAAUUUGUAAUUUAAGAGCCAUGGAAAGUAUGGUGUUGAGAAGAUGAAUGGAAUUUUUAAAUGCAUAUACUGUGAAUUCAUUACAUUGAUGGAUACAGGUUCACCCAUAACAUGUAUGUGUUUAUUGCAUACUCAUUUGUCAUUCGGUAAAAUCCACACUACUAUUUCAUGUAAGGUGAAAGUCAUUAUAAGAACUAGUUACAGCACUCACAACCCAAGUUAUUCUGACUAUAUACAAGUGUAUAAUAUCAAUGACGAAGGUUGCAAGUGACGUAGCAGUGUUGUACCAUGUUGUCAAGGAUAAUCUUUAAUUUAUCUGCAUGGUAGUUAUAGAACAGUUUCACCCAUUCUUCUUGUUACCAUGCCGAUAAUGUGUAGAAGAAAACAAAAAAACAAACACUCAAACAUGGUACUACUUACUGUUUAAAUAUGGUGUCACUAUAUUAGACUAGGCCUAAUCUAAUUGUCUCAACUUCAAUAGUGUCAUAAUUUUUCUCCUCUUACAAAAAUGCCAAAGUCUUACAAUAUUUUUUUAGUCUGAAUAUUCUUAAGACUAAUUUAAUACUUCACAUUAUUAUUACUACGCAAUAUCUAGUGUUUUUUUACAAACAUUUAUAAGAUAACUUGAACGCAGAAGUUUUUGUGCAAUAUGAACAUUUUUACUUCUCAUAUUCAAAGAGUAAUGUCAUUAUAUUCCAGCCUAUAUACCAGUAAGCAUGCCAUAUAUGAAUGAUCUUCCAUUUAUGUAUACAUACAUACAUUUGCAAGGCUGAUGAAAAAUUGAAACUUUUAUCGUCAUACAAGAAUUAAAUAUUACAUAAAUCUUCUUCAUGUUUUCGCUAUAUUUAUCAUGAAUAUAUGGUGUGGAUUGUUGUUUCCAAGUAUUCCAAUUCGAUGUAGACAUUCCAUAAGCUGGAUGGGACCAAAAACAAAUACCUUGUUUUAAUUUACGUAGGUUAGUACAUGGUUAGGCCUUCCUUUUCAUGGUAUUUUAACAGGGUUUGGAGUUUGAAGUUAAGGAAAUUUUUAAUUAUUAUAAGUGAAGCAGACAUUCAUUAAUUAUGACAUGACCUUAGAAAAAAAGUGUCUUGUAUUUCUUUAAUGUUCAAACUUUAAAUUAAAUCCAUUUUCUUGGUGACAAAAUCUGUAAUAGAUUAAUGACAUGAAUUUGUUAGGAGGAUAGAGGUUAGCUCCAUACACAGUGUUGUGCAUGUAAGUGUUACAAAUUAAAUUUCCGUUCUACACAUAACUGCAAUAUUAUUAAGCCAGAGAAAUUUAAAUGUUACCUGUGUAUUAGAAUAUGUAAAUGUUAUUACCUGUGUAUUAGCAUAUGUAAAUGUUUUUUUCUGUGUAAGUUUGAUUGUUAUACUAACUGAUUGUGAUGUAAUAUUGUUGUUGCGUAUAUUUUACUGAAUGUAAGACUUGUUUUGCAUUUAUAAAUAAUUGACAUUCCUUGUCUGGUAUGACGCAUAGGGCCAAUCGUUCAGAACUUUGUUAAAGUUAAAGUUGUUAACAUCAUUUUUGUUAACUUUUAAAGUUUUUACUGCGCGCCUGUUUCUUCGUUCUUCUAAAUUUCUGACAAGAUUUGAGACAACUGCUUCACCUGUGCUUAUUUUAUUUAAAUAUGUGAACACAUGGUCAAAUAGCUCACCUAUAAAAGUCAACAAAGAUGCCAUUAACAACAUUGCUUACUUUAAUGAAGUUCUGAACACUCAGCCCAUUGUUUGUAUCUAGUUGUAUUUAUAGGCUAGUUGAUGUAUACAUACUUACACUCUCAUAUAAUCUCAUACACUUUACAUUGUAAUGCAUUCCCUCAAGCUGUAUUCAUAGAAUAUCUUAAGUCAUUUCUUAGCUUAAGUCAUUUACCUAAAAUUUUCAUGGUCAAAUUAAGUGUGUUUUACAUAAGAGAAUCAAACCAUGAAAAUGACAAAAUUCAGAUAUGAUGAAGCGAUUAAAUCUUAUGACAAAUGUAAAACUUAUUUUAAGAAAAUGACUUAUGUUUGGAAAUGACUCAACAUUUUUUAUGAAUACCAGCCUGUUCUACAUUAUAUCUAAUGAUACGGAUACAUGGGUUCAAUGUUAUGCGAACUUGUGUUGUGUUUUUGUUUGCAACUUCGUGCUAUUUAUGAUUGUUCACUGUUAGUGCAGAGCAUAAUGUAUUGGCACCUUCUAAAGAAUGUAUUCUUCAUUUAUUACAUACAACUCUCAUCAACUUACUCUCUCACAUUAAGUUUAAGGCUCAAUGCUUUAAUGUUUAUAUUACAAUAAACACUUGCCUUGUUUUUCUUUAAUUUUUUUUAAUUUUUAUUUUUUAGUCAUUUUUGGGUUGUGAUUUACUUUACAUAUUCAAUAUUUAUUUAUCUUUACUAGUUUGUUGUGAAUCUUCAUUGAGUCAUGUCUACACAGCUUUAGUAGUAUCAUUUAAUUGCCAGAAUGUAUAGCUUAUCACCAGAACUAGUGCUUUCACAUUGUCAAUGCAUAAAGAGGAUUUUAAGAUGGUUGGUUUUUGCAACAGAUUAAAAAUGUGUUCAGAAUUUGGGGAAAAUGCUGGAUUAAAUUUUAUAAAUGAUACCUACGACUCCCGGACCCUUCUUACACUAUUCUCCAUUUCUGAAGCUCAGGUUACCAGGUUAUAUCAGCUAUUGUUCUGUUCUGUUUUCUUCUAGUCUUGUUAUGUUCUGAAUAUUUUAUUUGUUGUUGUUAGUUCAGUUAAGAAUUUAUUCCAUAGUUUUGUUUUUGAGUUUAAAGCUUUAUUGAAGAUUACUUUUAUCAAGUGCAUUUAGAAAAAAGAAUCAUUUUCAUGAAACAGUGUGCAAUUAAUUGAAAUUGUUUUUGCUCCGAAAUCCAUGUAUAAGUGCAAUAAAAAGUUUUUUGGUUUUCAAGAAACUACUGUCUGUAAUGAAAUCCACAUCAAUUUUUCAUAAAUUUAAUGUAAAUUAAUGUAACCAUACCUUGAUGUUAUCUUUGCUAGUGCAGCAAUAUUUUAUUAUAAAGCUUACUAAUAAAUUUUUUUAUGAUCGUUCACAAAAGAAACUUACUUGAAAUUUUAACAUACAUAAUAUAUACCAUGAUGUAAAAACAGUACUACAGACUGUUGUAUAUGUAGCUAUCGUCUGAUUAACAAGCAUAUACUCUUGUACUUAUAAUUACCCAUACUGCUUUAUACAUUUUAUUCUUGUAGUUUUGUGAAUAUUUCCAAACAAACUGUUUAAUUGGCUUAUCAUAUGCUUUUGGGUAAACUGUCUCUAUAUUUUGUGAUUGGUAGGGUCCAGUUUUUCCAGUUGAAUCUCUUUACUAAGAUCUGAUAUUUUGGUUGUUUUAUUUGAUGCACAGUGUUACGUAGGACCAUGAUAUUUAUCCUGUAUUGAAGUAACUAUAUUGUAAAUAGCUCAUCAUUUAUAUGUGAUAGUGUUGUUUGAGUGAGUUUUCACAUACCAGUAGGAUAUUUUACAACAUUUAUAUCAUAAGAUAAAUUGAAACUUUUUUUACUUUAAAGAAACUUUUUUUUGAAAAUGAAAUUAAAUAUACAGUUGUUUUUCUAUUAAAAAUGCCACUAUAAAACAUAAUUCUAUAUAAGCUCUCUGGAAUAUUUUGCCAAAAUAGGAAAUCAUACAUAAGAGGUGUAGAUAGUGGUUGUUACAGUUACUAGAGUUUACAGGACUCAACACUCACAGGGAUGAACAAAUUAUUGAUCAGGACAGGAUUAAGAGCUCUCAGUAUCAGAAUUCUACACCUUUAUAUUUUGUCCAAUGGAAUGGCAGUAUUUUUCAAAUCUGUGGUACAUUUACUUUUGUUAAUCAGACUUGGUUAAUCAGUAGACAUCCGGUAUUAUUUAAUCCGGUGAAUCAGUAGCUUUAACCAGUGGCUGGGCCAGUAGACACAAUAUAUUACCAAGCUGGUUGAAGGGUAAUUGGUAUGCAUUUAACAGAAUAAAACAGUUACUAGACUUUGUGGCAUUAAAUAUGUAUUUCGUUAAAUGCCUACUAAUAACCUUGUAUCAUUACAUUAAGUAUUUUCCAUUAAAAAACGCUCAGAAGGACUUUGCGAUAGAUGUAAAGGGCUCUGAAAAACCAUUUCAUCAGCUUAACAUGGCUUUAGGUUUGAACUGUACAUACGCAAACAAAAUUUUCAGAUUUUACAGGUUUUUCUUCAUCCCUGUGCUUUAUAUUCACAAAACAAUUUAAGGGUAAGAUUCAGUUACAUUUUUGUUUCAUUAAGAGUACAUCAUGACAAAAAUUUUCAUUUUCGUUAUGAUUUGAAAUGACACAACUUAGCACUGGCAUAAGAGUAUACAUGUUUUUGUAAAAUAUAUAUUGUUCUAGUAAAAAUAAGAAAAAUCUAUCAACAUUUUCACUUCUGAAUCUAUUUUAGGAAUCCAAAAUGCGUGUAGAAGUUGUAUUCAUGUUAAUUACAUAUUGAUUGUUUAUUUGGUUGGCUUAGACAUUUUGAACACUAAAGUACUUGUUUCCAUAUUUCCAAUAUAUCCACAUGACAUUGUUUUCUUGUAAUUAGGUAUACUGUGAGAGUGACAAAAAAGAAAUAAACUUGAUGGUUAGCACUA
This is a messenger RNA of Mya arenaria, 5798 nucleotides long. Its product is annotated as ras-related protein Rab-3. The transcript has 5 exons. The record is from RefSeq and is a predicted model, not a curated record. Gene Ontology annotation, biological process: protein secretion; regulation of exocytosis; protein localization to plasma membrane. Gene Ontology annotation, cellular component: endosome; synaptic vesicle; plasma membrane. Lineage: Eukaryota; Metazoa; Mollusca; Bivalvia; Myida; Myidae. The coding region runs from base 156 to 815 and encodes 219 amino acids. Gene Ontology annotation, molecular function: GTPase activity; GTP binding.